AUGCGGCACCCUCUGCUUCUAGGAUCCCUACUCGCUUACACUCUCUUCUUCGGGACAUCUGCUCGGGCUGGACCCCUGUGGCGAGAGAAACUCAUCGACGUGCUUGACCAGGUGCCAUCAUUCAACAUCCCCAGCAUCGCCAUGCCACCCGGCUCCUCAUCCAACGACGCCCCGAUCCUGUCCGACGUGGUUGGUAAGGAUCGGAGCAUCAACAUCUUCAGCGGUUUCACGCGAGAUGUCGACUCCGUUGCUGCCCGUUUGAAUGAUGGAUCCCAGAACGCCACCAUUCUGGCACCCGACAACAGCGCUAUCCACGCACUGCCGCGCAAGCCCUGGGAGGACCCCAGAGAGUACGAGUCCUUGGGUGCGAACGCGUACGAGGGAGCCGAUGGCUCAUCCCGGGCGCAGAAAAACUUGGAGCGCUUUGUGAACGCGCACAUCAUACCUGAAAGCCCGUGGAAAGAGAACCACAAGAUCCAGUCGCUUGGAGGAAACACGGUCUGGUACGAGAUCAAGGAUGGCAAGAAGAUGCUUCAACCGGGCGACAUCGAGGUUUCCAGCAUCGCUGACAAGGUUGCCAACGGUGAGAUCUGGAUUAUCAAGGGCGUCUUGAACUACGCGUGA
This is a messenger RNA of Lasiodiplodia theobromae, 624 nucleotides long. RefSeq names its product Fas1 domain-containing protein. Bases 1 to 624 code for a protein of 207 amino acids. Lineage: Eukaryota; Fungi; Ascomycota; Dothideomycetes; Botryosphaeriales; Botryosphaeriaceae. The record is from RefSeq and is a predicted model, not a curated record. The transcript has 2 exons.